This is a messenger RNA of Mizuhopecten yessoensis (Yesso scallop), 3865 nucleotides long. Its product is annotated as NHL repeat-containing protein 2-like. NCBI's taxonomy places the organism in Eukaryota, Metazoa, Mollusca, Bivalvia, Pectinida, Pectinidae. Gene Ontology annotation, molecular function: protein binding. The transcript is spliced from 11 exons. Bases 188 to 2335 code for a protein of 715 amino acids. The record is from RefSeq and is a predicted model, not a curated record.
UGUGUUUUGAUUCAGCUGUAAAUGUAGGGAAUUUCCCUUUGGCUCAGCGGUAGAGAAUCGGGCUGGAGAGCCAAUGGUCGCGGGAUUGAGGCCCAGCGACGGCACUAUCUUUAUCACUAUUCUUCGUCCUAAGUACUAUAGUACAUUAUAACAGUCUAAAACAACAGAAUUACUCAGCUUUGCAGCCAUGGAUGAGGUGCAGGCUGCUGAGUUUGAACUGCUGGAGGAACUCAUGGAAGUCGAGACAGCCGAAAAGAAACAAGAAACCCUGAGGAAAUACAUCGAAAAAAUGGAAACGAACAUCACAUUUCCUAUACCCGACUUUGAAAAUGAUCUACAAUGGCUAAACACAGCUUUGCCACUCUCUCUAACUAAGGAGCUAGAGGGAAAAUUAGUGGUAAUGGAUUUUUUCACCUAUUGUUGUGUGAAUUGUCUUCAUAUCCUCCCAGACUUGGAACAGCUCGAGGAACUGUACAAAAUUCAAGACGGAGUUGUAGUUCUUGGUGUUCACUCAGCCAAAUUUGAUAAUGAGAAAGUACUUUCUAAUAUUCUCAGUGCAGUACUUCGUUACAAUAUAAACCAUCCGGUCGUAAAUGACGGUGAAGCCACACUAUGGAACAAACUACGUAUAGCAUGUUGGCCUACACUGUUGGUUGUUUCACCUACGGGGAAAUAUUUACGGGCAUUUGUAGGAGAAGGACAUAAGGAAAGUUUAGAAGAGUUCCUUAAACUUGCUUUAGAUUACUAUAGGCAGAAAGGUAUGAUAAAGACACACUCAUUGCCAAUUUCACUUGAGAAGGAUAAACUACCAGCAACUCCGUUAAAGUUUCCUGGAAAAGUUGCUGUCAGUGGAGACGGAAAGCUGAUUGCAAUAGCCGACAGUGGACAUGAUCAAGUGCUCAUUUGUAGUAAAGAUGGCAUUGUUCAGUCUGUCGUGGGAGGAGGAAAGAAGGGACUCCAGGAUGGUAGUUUCAAGGACUCACAAUUUAACUCCCCACAAGGAAUGGUGUUCGUGGGAGACGACCUGUAUGUUGCUGAUACAGAAAACCAUGUCGUUAGGAAGGUAGGUCUGAAGUCCGGGUCGGUAACAACUGUGGUAGGAACAGGUGUCCAAGGACAGGAUAAGGAGGGGGGAAAUACAGGAACACAACAGGAAAUUUCCUCACCGUGGGACCUGGAUUUAGGCCGCUCUAUAGGUAGUGAAUCAAAAGACAUUCUGUUCAUUGCCAUGGCUGGCACACAUCAAAUCUGGGUGUAUUUCCUUCAGGAUGGAAAAUGGUACAAGGGGAGGCAUCAUAAAGCCAGAACAUGCCUAAGAUUCGCCGGGAGUGGGAGUGAGGAGAAUCGUAACAAUAGCUACCCUGCUAGGGCUGCGUUUGCCCAACCGUCUGGUCUGGCAGUAUCCACACAUCCUGACGUUAAUUCGGUGUUUGUGGCCGAUAGCGAGAGCUCCACUGUCAGGAGUGUUACCCUGAAGGAUGGAGCAGUAAAGGGUUUUGUUGGUGGAGAGAAAGAUCCCAUGAACCUGUUUGCCUAUGGUGAUGCGGAUGGCGUAGGAAUUGAGGCCAAACUUCAGCACCCACUCGGUGUGGCCUUAGUAACAGAUAACAAAGGGCCACUGCUUGUUGCUGACUCAUACAACCACAAGAUAAAAUCAGUUGAUAUAAUCAGCAAAAAAUGUGAAACAUGGGCUGCACCAUCUAGUGGCAGUUCAGAAAAGGGAAACAACUCCAUACCUAUUGACCUCAAUGAACCUGGCGGAUUGUGUGUGGACCAGGUCCAUCAGCUGCUGUAUAUAGCAGACACAAACAACCAUGUGAUCAGAACAGUUGACUUGGCUACCAGUGCAGUUUCUCAGCUCCCUAUCCUUUUUCCAAACCCUGAUGAGGCAGACGGUACCAAGGAGAAGCAAGUUAAGGACUUUGUGAAGCCAAGCACGGUUGUCAUAGAUUUGCCGCCAGUACACAUUGCACCUGCUACAAAGGUGGAUGUGAGACUGCACAUUCCACUACCCGACGGACAUCACUUCACUGACGAGGCUCCCAGUAGCUGGUUAAUGGUUUGUAAAGAUGAGGCAAACACAAUUUUGAACAUUGAAUUUGAUACAAAUGGUCGUAUUGAAAGUUCUGAAGAGCAGUCCCUGAUGUCCUUCACCUUGCCAAGUGACCUUGACCUUCAGAAAUAUGUCCACCUGUACAUCAAGUGCCGCGUGUUCUACUGUGAUGAUAGCAAUGUCUGUCGCCUGAAAGAAAAUGUGUACAAACAAGUUAUUUUCUUUAAGGAUAUGGCCGAGGCCAUCGCCAGUCAAUCUGUCCUGUUGAAUUUCACAUUUUAAAUGUCUCGAGGGCAAGAAAUGCAAUCAAGCCCUCUUCAUUUGGUAACUGACAUUCCCAACAAAAAGAAGCUGGAGAUAAACCGGCUGGAUAACUUUGGGUAGAAAAUGGAAAUUCCCCCAUGACUGAAUAGUUACAGAAGUUGUUAAGGUAUUUUGCUGCAAAUACAAAGUGUGACCACAUUAUAUUUAUUAGCUCUUUCGUUUUGAAAAGUACUAGAUAACAUUUUACAUAAAAAGAUAUUUGUGAAAACAAAUUGCUUUUAGUCAAAUGUAUAUUAUGAAUCACUUUCCUUUUUCGAGAUAUUUAUGUUUGUUCCAUUGACUGAAGAUAGACAGAUAUGUGUUCAAAGGUCUUGUGAAUAGCUGCUCCAACAAGGUUUAUAUUAAUAUUUGCUGUAAUUGUUCCAGUCUUUGCUUGUGUAAGUGGUGUCACAAUCUCCUUACAUUUACCUGACAUACUGUAUACCUAGGUCUUUCAGUAAAUUUUUACUGAACAUUUGUGUGCCUUGCUGACGCGUGGGAUGGGAUGGAAAAUACUGCAGACAAGAAUUGGAACCCAGAUACUCCUAAAAGAGCUGUGUACCUGGUAGUAAGGGAUAAAUACCUACUAUGUAUACAUCAUGCCUCUUUUUCAAUGCCAUCAAAGACUACACUAUUUACAACCCAAGUUCAUGUUCAGGUAUCCCCCUGCAAAGAACACAUUUCUAAAAAUGGUUGGUGAAUUUUUAACAGGACAACGUUUUUUAACAGGACGGGAACAAAGCAACUUAACAGGCCAGUGUGGGACUCGUACCCCAAACUGAUUAACUCUGUACAGAUGUUUUGGUGAAUCAAGUUUUGUUUGUUCCUAGUCGCAGGUGAUUGACCAAGUUCAAUCUCACCAUAUACAUAUAUAAUAUGUGAUCUUUAAUACAUUUUGGCCAAUUUAUACUUAACCUUAUUGGUUUAAAGAAAAUUUGAAGGAAAUCUUUCAUAAACUUGAACUUUGUAAUACUUUAAAACAUUAGGUUCAAAACUAAAACUAUAUGGGAUUAACAUUACUGAAAAAGUAUGAUUUUUUUAAAACAUUAUUGGAUGUUUAAAAAAAAUUGAUGAUACAAUAUUGAUUGUAAUAAAUAAUCAUAAUAACCUUUAUUUUCUGAGGAUAAAACCUAUUAAGCAAAGCUUAUCUUCCACAGGGUCCUCUGAAUUGCUUAGGAUUAAAUAUUCAUGGUAUAUUUUCGUUUGCAAUGAUUUUUUCCCCACUUGAUUGCUAAAUUAAAAGCUUUUUAAAUGACCUGUGUGGGAGCUGUGAUAGCCAUUGAUUCAAAGGUGCUGAUACACAUAUAUAUGUGUAUUAUUUUAUGUUCAAUAAUAUAUAUGUGUAUUAUUUUAUGUUCAAUAUGAGGAUGGAAUGUAUUUUUUAUAUUCUUUGUGUUACUUGUUGCAUUCUUACAGCUUGUAUUUUAUCGUUUGGUAAAUAUGUAUAUUUAUAUGUUUUAGAUAUUUGCCACCUUUUAUACUAUUAUAUAUAUAUUAGAGAUAAUAUAU